AUGUGGUGGAAUACAGAUGAUUGGUGGCCCUGUUGGAUCGGCUUACUCUUUUUUGGAUGCGUUUCGGCUGCUGUUCAGCAUGGCAUUCCUGAACCAGUGUUUCUGCCAUGGACCACAAAUCCUUUCAUGACGUUUGCAACGGUUGGCAAUUAUGGUCUCAUUGUUAUUUUUGUUGCCAUGGGAUUGUUGCUAUGGUUGUGCAUGGCAUCCACUCGAACUCAGCAUUGGAAGCAUUAUCCUCUUGGCUACUUGAUUGUCUUUUUCGUUGCCCUGAUUUCGAACAUGCUUGCAGCUAAUGAGCAAAUUAAGAAAGCAAGCAUCAACUCAUCCAUUUGGGCUAUCAUUUUCGGCUGUUGUAUCCGUAAUCUGAUCGAUUACUUAGGCCGACCACUACCACCUUCGUUGAAAAUUGCGCAACAAACCGAACUAUACAUCGCUACAAGUUUAGUGCUUUUAUGCAUUGACAUCUCAGUACUUGCACCACUCGCGCCACGUGCCCUUUUUGUUAGUUGGAUCGAUACACCAUUGUUGUUUAUGGUUGUUGCAUGGCUUGGUUGGCAGUUCAUGGGCAUUGAUCGACAAACAGCCAUCAUCCUUUCGGGUGCGACAUUUAUUUGUGGUUCAUCAGCAGCUAUUGCACUUGGCUCCAGCAUGGGCGUUCCACAUAAAACCCAAAUGCCAAUUGCCAUCAUUUCCAUUUUCACGAUUCCAAGCAUCAUUGCUUUGCCUUACAUUGGUAAAGAAAUUGGACUCAACGCACAUGCAAGUGGUGCAUGGUUUGGUGGAUGCGUCGAUUCCACUGGUGGUGUACUUGCUGCUGCAAGCAUUUAUGGUGACAAGGAUGCUAUCAAUACAUCAGCCGUUGUCAAGAUGGUCCAAAAUGUUCUCAUUGGCCCCCUGUCAGUGAUUAUGGCAUGGGGUUGGUCAAAGUACGAAUUACGCAAGGAACGUGAAGAGGAAGAGUUAUUACAAAUGUCAUCACCAUCAUCAUCAUCACGUCCAUCCAAAAAGAACAAGAUGGAUAAGCCCAUUGUAAUGCUAUGGAAACGAUUCCCCAAGUUCGUAUUGGGAUUUAUCAUUACAGCUGUACUGUUCAACACGGUCAUUGGAAGCGACCCCGACAUCCGUACCAAUAUCAACAAUUACUGCUUUUACGUCUCCGAAUGGUUUUCGACCUUAUCAUUUGUCAGCAUUGGCCUUGGACUCAAAAUCAAGGAGAUGAAGGAGAACAUUCGCCAUCUCGGAAAGCUCUGCACCUUGUAUAUCGUGGCGCAAACCGUGGAUAUUGGUAUCACUGGUCUCCUUGCAUGGGUGGCCUUUUCAUUCAUGUAA
Messenger RNA from Lichtheimia ornata, 1332 nucleotides. RefSeq lists its product as uncharacterized. NCBI's taxonomy places the organism in Eukaryota, Fungi, Mucoromycota, Mucoromycetes, Mucorales, Lichtheimiaceae. The coding region runs from base 1 to 1332 and encodes 443 amino acids. The transcript is spliced from 2 exons. Gene Ontology annotation, cellular component: plasma membrane. The record is from RefSeq and is a predicted model, not a curated record.